AUGGCUACGCCUUCACGCAAAAAGCCGUCGUCGGGGCGGCGAGACCGCAUCAGCGGCCUUCCCGACGACGUGCUAGGCCACGUCCUCUCCUUCCUGCCAACCAAGGAAGCCGGCCGUGCGGCCAUGCUCGGCCGCCGGUGGCGCGACAUCUUCUGCAGCGUCCACACCAUCUCGUCCGAGGAGCGUGAGGGCCAGAGGGCCGACGACUGGGACACCUACUUCUAUGAGGUCCAGGAGAGGAGGAGCUGCAGCGCUGUGCUCCUCCACAGCAUCAGCGCCGCGCUCCUCCACCGCCGCCGGCGCCCCGGCCUCACGGUGCCGCUGCACAGCUUCCGCUUCGCCUUCGACAGCUACCAUGGGUGGGACAAGGUCGCCGUCGACCAGUGGCUCUUCGAGGUGCUGCGGCAGCGCACCCAAGACCAGGAGCUCCACCUUGACCUGCGGUUCUUCAUCGGCCCCAUCUGUGCACGUAGCAGCGUCAACGGCGACGAAGAAGAAGAAGAGUCGAACGACAAUGAGUCAUGGGGGCAUGUCCUUCCCAGAACGCUCUUCUCCUGUAGAGCCGUGCGCACGCUGUGCCUCAGCUAUUGCAAACUGAAUCUACCCGAGGUCGUCGACCUGCCAUUUCUCGAGACGCUGCGCCUGACCAGCAUACGAGGUGACUCCCAAGAAACCAUCCAAAAACUCGUCUGGAGCUGCCCCCGUCUUGCCGACCUGACGCUAGAGGCCAGCAACCGUCUCCAAAAACUCACCGUUCUCGACAAACGCCUCCGUAGGCUCGCCCUCCGGUGCUGCCACAACAUGACGCAAGUAAGCAUCGACGUGUCGGAGCUGAGAUGCCUAGAAUACAGCGGCUCCGUACCCUAG
Aegilops tauschii subsp. strangulata is the source of this 867-nucleotide messenger RNA. Its product is annotated as F-box/LRR-repeat protein At4g14103-like. Lineage: Eukaryota; Viridiplantae; Streptophyta; Magnoliopsida; Poales; Poaceae. Gene Ontology annotation, molecular function: protein binding. The record is from RefSeq and is a predicted model, not a curated record.